GUACUCUAUAGGAACGGAGUGAACUCCCGGUAACUCUGCCUUCGUCGGGACACUGAGCGAGAGAAAAUCUGCGCAGAUACCGUUUUCGCUUGCAAGUCCCUGUCUGAUCUUUACGGGGCCAAUGAGUUCUCUGGUGUACCCGGGACCGAAGGAGCGAGAAGCGGUUGCCAUGCUACACUAUGGAGGUUCAGUGGUUCGGAGUCGGGUUCCCAGCGGCUCCAGUGGGCAGUUUAACGCGGGACUGAUCGCUUCUUCGUGCGGGGCGCAGAGACAACAGUUCACCCUGCACGGCCCGCAGCUGUUGGCCAGCUUCCAGCUGCAGAAACUCAACAGUCAGUACCACAGCUCGGCGCUGCAGCCCGCCCCAGUGUCCGGAGACAGUCAGGCAGCGGAUGCUGUCCAGUCGCCGGCACAGGUCGGCCCGGUAGCUCCAGCCCCACACGCACCGGGCAUCAUCGACACGGACCUCAUUGAUGAGGACGUGCUCAUGACCCUGGUGCUGGAGUUGGGUUUGGACCGAGUGGACGAGCUGCCUGAACUCUGGCUGGGACACAAUGAAUUUGAUUUCACCUCAGACGUGACCUCGGUCACCUGCUGACAGCGAGCCCGCCUGGAGGCAGUCAGUGGACUGAACUGAUCCCAACCGGUUCUAACGGAUCCAAACUGACAUCGGGCGAUUUGAGAAGAUUGCGACCGGUUUCCUAUAUACAAGCUGUACUAACAGACUCGGGCAAUGGACUGGCCUUUGUAUUGCCCAGACUUGCGUCUUUAUUCAGAGAGUUUUUCACCUUUCAAGGAAGGACUUCCACCGUGACCGAGAAACUGAACGGAUUAAGGAGCAUUCACAAUACCGCCCAGGGACAAUAACGAGACGCAUUGACACGCAAGCCGGGUUGGCACUUCUAAAUACUAAUCAACAGGAAGCCCAGAGACGGAGGAUCGACGACUUUGAAAGGCGUGCCUUAAAACAGCCCAAGUAUGGGAGUGCUUCUUGCUGGCUUCUCGAACUGGAGAUCUUUAAACAAGACCUCGGGCACUCGCUUAAAUAACACCGGCCGGACAUAUGCCAUUGGAGACAGAGGAGAUUCCGCAGAUGCUGGAAUCUGGAGCAACACACACCAAGUGCUGGAGGAGCUCAGCAGGUCAGGCAGCAUCUAUGGAGGGAAAUAAGCAGUCGACGUUUUAGAUCGAGCUGAUGAAGGGUCUCGACGCGAAACGUCGACUGUUUAUUU
Messenger RNA from Pristis pectinata (smalltooth sawfish), 1232 nucleotides. RefSeq names its product Cbp/p300-interacting transactivator, with Glu/Asp-rich carboxy-terminal domain, 1 (gene cited1). The transcript is spliced from 2 exons. Gene Ontology annotation, biological process: regulation of DNA-templated transcription. Gene Ontology annotation, cellular component: nucleus. The coding region runs from base 122 to 598 and encodes 158 amino acids. NCBI's taxonomy places the organism in Eukaryota, Metazoa, Chordata, Chondrichthyes, Rhinopristiformes, Pristidae. The record is from RefSeq and is a predicted model, not a curated record.